This is a messenger RNA of Salvelinus fontinalis (brook trout), 970 nucleotides long. RefSeq names its product deleted in malignant brain tumors 1 protein-like. Lineage: Eukaryota; Metazoa; Chordata; Actinopteri; Salmoniformes; Salmonidae. The coding region runs from base 71 to 970 and encodes 299 amino acids. The record is from RefSeq and is a predicted model, not a curated record. The transcript is spliced from 3 exons. Gene Ontology annotation, cellular component: membrane.
GGAUGGGACCACUUCCUGUUCUGGGACAGUGGAAGUCUUCUACAGAGGAGAGUGGUUGGGUCUAUGUCCUAUGUGGUGGAGCAUGAUGAGAGAGGCUAAGGUUGUGUGUAGAGAGCUGGACUGUGGGAAUCCUGUAGCUGCAUCUAGAGGACCUCUGAUUGAAGAUGGAAGAAGAGGAGUCAGACUAUAUAGGAGUUGCUAUGGAAAUGAGUCUUCUAUUAGACAGUGUGACAUCAGAGGAGGACGUGGUGUCUGUAAUGGUGAAUAUUAUCAUCAUGUGACCUGUUCAGAGUCUGUGCGGCUUGUGGAUGGAGCUGGUCUCUGCUCUGGGAGAGUGGAGGUGAAGUCCAAUCAGUCCUGGGCCUCAGUGUGUGAAGCUGACUUUGACCGGCAGGAUGCAGAGGUAGUCUGUGGGGAGCUUGGCUGUGGGGCUCCUGCAGCUCUACAGGGGGGGCUCUAUGGAGGAGGUGAGGGUCAGACCUGGGAUAAAGAGUUCCAGUGUAAAGGCAAAGAGUCCCUUCUCCUGGACUGUGACACCUCAGACAGAAAACACAACACCUGCCUACCUGGUAAUGCUGUUGGACUCACCUGCUCAGGUAAGAAACAGUUUGUCACUCAAUCAACAUUGUUUGUCACCUGGAAUCUCCUGGUCCAGCCUGAUAUCUCCCUGACUGACUCAAUGGGAGGGGUCUCCAGGGGCCACCAGGGGCCCGAGAUGUUCAGGGGCUACAGCUUCACCAUCACCUGCUCCAUUCAGCCACAGUACCCAGGAGGCUCCUUCCUCCUCACGUCCACCGGCUCCAACAGAACCCAGACCCAGCCAGCUGUCAAUCACUCUGCUGCCUUCCUCUUCCCUGCUGCAGAUGACUCCCACCAAGGGAACUACAACUGUGUUUAUGACAAUUAUGUUUUCUCUCAUAACUUCUCCUCUGAGAGUGAUCUCCUCUCCCUCACCGUCACAGGCAACUGA